UUUCGCUCUUUUUUUUUCUUUUUUUACGUUUCACUUUCUUUCUUUUAUUAUUUUGCGAUAUGUCCUCUGAAAAGACAACACAAAAGGAAAGAAACUUUUUAGCCGUGAUUGGAGAUGAGGACUCUGUAACUGGUCUUUUACUGGCUGGUAUUGGACAUGUGAAUCAACAACAAAAACGAAAUUUCCUCGUUGUGGAUGCCAAAACGCCAUUAUCAACCAUUGAAGAACAAUUUGUAGAAUUUACCAAACGAAAGGAUAUUGCUAUCAUCUUGAUCAAUCAACACAUUGCAGAAGAUAUUAGAGAAUUGAUUGAUGGUCAUAAUCAAGCUUUCCCCACUGUACUUGAAAUACCCUCUAAAGAUCACCCUUAUGACCCUGAAAAGGAUAGUGUUUUGAAGCGUGUUCGAAGAUUGUUUGGCGAAUGAUCUGUCAUGUCGAUUCCUUUCUUUCUCACUCUCUAUCUCUCUCACAUACAUCCCCUUGUCGUGAUCUUUUUUUUUUUUUGGUUUUUUUUUAUAUCACUAUUACACCGCUAUGUAGUUAAUUGUUUUGAUUGAUCCCUAUUUGAAAUAAAAUAUAUAUAUAUAUAUAUACCAUUUUUUGGUUUAUUAUCAAGUUUGGCUCUCAAAGACAUUGUAGAUGAUUGCAUGGAUAAA
Halteromyces radiatus is the source of this 656-nucleotide messenger RNA. Its product is annotated as F subunit of V-type ATPase. The transcript has 5 exons. Lineage: Eukaryota; Fungi; Mucoromycota; Mucoromycetes; Mucorales; Cunninghamellaceae. The coding region runs from base 60 to 425 and encodes 121 amino acids. Gene Ontology annotation, molecular function: proton-transporting ATPase activity, rotational mechanism. Gene Ontology annotation, cellular component: proton-transporting V-type ATPase, V1 domain; fungal-type vacuole membrane. Gene Ontology annotation, biological process: proton transmembrane transport. The record is from RefSeq and is a predicted model, not a curated record.